Molecule: messenger RNA, 1143 nt
Organism: Uncinocarpus reesii 1704
Lineage: Eukaryota; Fungi; Ascomycota; Eurotiomycetes; Onygenales; Onygenaceae
Exons: 6
Coding region: 1-1143 (380 amino acids)
Biological process (GO): polyketide metabolic process
Source: RefSeq, a predicted model, not a curated record
AUGGACAUUGAUGAGGAUCCCGUUCCGCUGCCCUCUGCAGAAGUGCGAGAGCUUGGCACAAAGGUUACCCUGCAGCCGCCACUCUCCCGCCGUGGAUAUGGCCCGGGGCUGGUGUCACAUUGGAUCCGGGCGCCGCGACAGAAAUGGGCAGAAGAAGGAUAUGCAGUGGCCGAAAUCAAGCUGUGCCCAGAGCGUGACGGGUCGUUUCUGGCUAGGGCACUGAAGCUGGCGCUCGACGGCCUGGUUGCCCUGGAGGAGUGCGAUGUGAAAGAUGCCUUUGGAUUGAUUUGUAUUGAAAUCCCUGUCUGCGCCUUGGCCCCCCCCAGCGAGAUGUCAACUCUGAUCUCUUCUCUCGAAGCUCUUCUCAUCAAUUCCAUAGUGACAUACGGGUCCCCCAUUCAUUUUGAAACAUCUCAGCUUGUACAUUUACCCAGGAAGAAUGAAGGGGAAUCCUUCGUUGCGCAUGCUAAUACGAAAAUCUACGAGUACCCCGAGGCGAAUUCACCACAGUUUGUGAUUCCUCAGCACCAGGAUUUCCAUGCCUCAUCAGCAGCUGUCGCGCAUACGCGCUCACUAACCUUCUUCAAGUCAAAACUGGGAGGUCCGAUUUUUGACCUUGAGGCUAUAUGGGAUGAACAUACAUAUUUUGAGUUCGGGGAUCGCUCCGUUGCUAAAACAAUGGGAACGAUGGUUCAGGAACCAUAUGUCAACCAUGUUCCUACGAUGACUGGGGGAGUCGGCCGUGAUCGACUCUCGAAAUUCUACCGCUACCAUUUCAUCUGGAACAACCCGAAAGACACAAAACUUGAGCUGGUUAGCCGUACCGUGGGGAUAGACCGCGUAAUCGAUGAGCUAACUGUUUGGACCACUCACUGGUCCGGUCGUCUCCCACAGUGCGCCAGGAAUCCCACCAACGGGCCAAAUCGUGCGGCUUCCCAUGAUCUCCGUGGUGAAUGCUUGCUGCCAGAGUAUCUGCCAUUCCCCUACCCUCUAGCUAAUGGCAAAAAACCUGCAGAGGGGAAGAGAUUCGAGUACAGGGUACCGGUGGCAGGAAACGAAACUGCGGUCAAGUUGAUCGAUGAAAACGCCGUCGAGUCCAAUGAGAUGUUCACUUUCGAGGUGAGAGAGGCUGAAGACAGGUGA